Chondrus crispus (carragheen) is the source of this 822-nucleotide messenger RNA. RefSeq lists its product as hypothetical. The record is from RefSeq and is a predicted model, not a curated record. The coding region runs from base 1 to 822 and encodes 273 amino acids. Lineage: Eukaryota; Rhodophyta; Florideophyceae; Gigartinales; Gigartinaceae. The transcript has a single exon. Gene Ontology annotation, molecular function: hydrolase activity, acting on ester bonds.
AUGAUCGACACGCACGCCCACCUGACCAGCCCGGCCUUCAUCUCCGACCUCCCCAUCGUCCUCACGCGUGCCCGCACCACCGGCAUAAGCUCUAUCAUCUGCGUCUCAGAGACCCUCUCCGACGCGCACGCCGUCCUCAACCUAACCGCGGCGCACCCGGGCUUCCUCCACCCGGCCCUGGGCCUGCACCCCGAGCACGUGACCACGCUCGCCCCUGCGCAGCUCUCCGCGGCCCUGUCCGGCAUCACCUCUCUCCUCCAAACCACGCCAGCGGUCGCCAUCGGCGAAGUCGGCCUGGACUACACGCCGCGCGUGCUCUCCCUGGCCGCCUCUGCCGCAGACGCCAAGCGCCUGCAAGCGGACGCCUUUGCUCACUUCCUCUCCAUGUCGCAGCAACUCGCGCUCCCGCUCUCCGUACACAGCCGUGCGGCCGGGCACCACGCGCUGGCUCACGUCGUCGAGGCCGCGCGCCGCGCACCCGUCGCAGUGUGCAUGCACGCCUUCGACGGCCGCGCCGUGCACGCCGAGCGCGCCCUCCGGAGCGUCCCAGAGGGCCUCUACUUCUCCGUCCCGCCGUCCGUCGUCAGGGACGACCAGCUGCGAAAGCUCGUCCGCCGCGUCCCUACCGAGAGGCUGCUGCUAGAGAGCGAUGCCCCAGCACUCGCACCGAGCCGGGGGGAGCGCAAUGAGCCGGCUAAUCUUGUCAGGGCGGCCGAGAUUAUCGCGGAGGUCAAGGGCGUCGACGUUGCUGCCGUACGCCAAACGCUUGCGGAGAACACGGAGCGUCUAUUUACAAAGGUGACACCAACAUUCAUAACGUAA